UGAUAUGGGCUUUCAAUUCUACAUGCAUUUAUCAACUUUUUAGUAAUUCUUGUUUCCAAAAAUUUGUGAUUUUUUUCUUUCUAAAUUUUCAAUGGGUGUUUCUUGUUCUUGAAAUACUUAGAUGAAGGGGAUGCCCUUAGCCUUUGAAAUUGAAAGGAAGAGGGUGGUUGUACCUUGUGCAAAGAAAGUUGUGCAUUUUAAAGAUUUUGUAAUAAACAAGCAAAAACUCAAGUACAUUGAACAAGAACCAAAAUCUGUGCUGGAUAUUGUUAAUAGUAGUCCAAGCCCUCCAACUUCCACUUCCACUUCCACCGUCAACGGUGGUGGUGGUUUGACGGCGGUUUCCGGUGACCAAUUUACAAAAUGGUCAAUGCCGGAAAAUCAAGAAACUUGUAGCUCAAAUGUGGGUUUUUUCGACCCACAUCAGCGGUUGCCGGAAAAGUGUCUAGAUAUCACCGUCGGUGAAGAAAAAUGCGGUGAAAUGGAGGAUUGGGAGAGUGUGUUGUCGGAAUCCGGUCAAGGUCAGUCUAUUCUUCGGUGGGCUAUGGGUGACGUUGACGACCCUUCUAUGGGUUUACACAAAAUGCUUCACGGUGGCGGUACGGUGGAUUCCGGCGAACUUUCAGGUGAGUUUGGUAUUGUAGAUCAAGGCUGUUUUGGGUUUGAUUCCAAUAACCCCGUUGGUCAAUUUGGUAAUUUCUUUCAAAUUCCUCAUAAAUUUACUCAUGAAAAAAUUGGGUUAUCUCAGUCGCCGGCGCCGGAGACGGCACCGGCGGCGGAUAUGGUCACCGACCACUGUCACAGAACUUCAGACCUAGAAAACCCUUUUGCCCAAAACCAUCAAAUUGAUGUAAAACCAUAUAAAGAUCCAACCUUUUUUGGACACGUUGAACAUCAAACCCUAGUUCCAUCACAACCCAAUAGGUACAAUUCAGGAAGCAUAGAGUACAACAUGAGCCAAAUGCCUAAAACUCCUUUUCUUGGUACACCUCAAAACACUAUUCAAAUGCCAUUAUCAAUCAAGAAAAUGUCAGGCAUUGAUGAAAUAGGUCAUCAAGGGAUCAUUGAUCAGCUAUAUAAAGCUGCAGAAAUGAUACAAUGUGGGAACAAUCCAAUACUCGCCCAAUCGAUAUUGGCGCGGCUCAAUCAUCAGCUUUCUCCGAUAGGUAAGCCUCCUUUCGAACGGGCUGCUUUUUAUUUUAAGGAAGCUCUUAUGUUACUAAUACAUUCACUUGUUAACAAUAUGAAUCCUGUUAGUUCACCUUUUAGUUUGAUAUUCAAGAUUGGUGCUUAUAAGUCAUUCUCUGAGGUUUCGCCAUUAGUUCAGUUCACCAAUUUCACUUGUAAUCAAGCAAUACUCGAAUCUUUAGAUGGGUUUGAACACGUUCAUAUUAUUGACUUUGAUAUCGGGUAUGGUGAUCAAUGGGCUUCGUUUAUGCAAGAACUUGCAUUACGAAGCAAUAACAAUAACAUCCCCUCACUAAAAAUCACAGCUUUUGCCUCACACUCGAAUGACCAUCUUGAGCUUAGCCUAACUAGGGACAAUUUGGUUCAUUUUGCUAAUGAUUUGAAGAUUGGAUUUGACUUUGAGAUAGUCAACAUUGAUGUUGUUGCUUCGGUUUCUUGGUCUUUACCUGUUCGUGCAUCCAAUAAGGAAGCCAUUGCUGUGAAUCUACCUGUUAAUGUGUUUUCAAAUUACCAAGUCCUGUUCUCGUUGGUACUGCGUUUUGUCAAGAAUCUUUCUCCCAAAAUUGUGGUUUCAGUCGACAGAGGAUGUGAUAGGACGGAUUUACCCUUUCCUAACCAUCUCAUUCACGCCCUUCAAUCUUUCACAAACCUACUUGAGUCUCUUGAUGCGGUGAAUAUGAACCUAGAAACGUCACAAAAGAUAGAGCGGUUCUUGAUUCAACCAAGUGUCGAAAAGAUCACAACAGGUAGGUUUUCUUUCCCAGAAAAGACUCAACAUUGGAGAUCACAGUUAUUAUCAAGUGGGUUUUCCCCUUUGAUCUUUAGUAACUUCACGGAAAGUCAAGCCGUAUGUGUGAUCAAGAGGAUUCCCGUUCAAGGAUUUCACAUCGAGAGGAGGCAAUCAUCACUCGUACUUUGCUGGCAGAAUCGGGAGCUUGUUUCAGCUUCAGCUUGGAGAUGUUAAAACCGAAUAGUACUAUCUGAAGAGAGACUCCUGAAGAUGGAUUGUGAAUUUGUGUUGUAACACUUAGUUUAUGAGUCCUUUUAUUUUGUAUCAUUUAACUUGUAUUGUAAUGUUUAAUUUUGCUUUUAAGAAAACAAACAGAACCAGACAUUUUAGGGAUGGAUGGAUUGUUCUUAGUUUAAAUAUGAUGUCUUAUUGGUUGCUUUUGGCAGCAAGAUUCAUCAAA
This is a messenger RNA of Erigeron canadensis, 2378 nucleotides long. Its product is annotated as scarecrow-like protein 6. The record is from RefSeq and is a predicted model, not a curated record. The transcript has a single exon. Gene Ontology annotation, biological process: regulation of DNA-templated transcription. Bases 122 to 2152 code for a protein of 676 amino acids. Gene Ontology annotation, cellular component: nucleus. Gene Ontology annotation, molecular function: sequence-specific DNA binding; DNA-binding transcription factor activity. Lineage: Eukaryota; Viridiplantae; Streptophyta; Magnoliopsida; Asterales; Asteraceae.